Myripristis murdjan (pinecone soldierfish) is the source of this 1030-nucleotide messenger RNA. RefSeq names its product mitochondrial ribosomal protein S24 (gene mrps24). Gene Ontology annotation, cellular component: mitochondrion. Gene Ontology annotation, biological process: translation. The transcript has 4 exons. The record is from RefSeq and is a predicted model, not a curated record. The coding region runs from base 242 to 757 and encodes 171 amino acids. Lineage: Eukaryota; Metazoa; Chordata; Actinopteri; Holocentriformes; Holocentridae.
GCAGGUCAACAGUGGUCCGGCUGGUGCGAGUGGCUACUGGAUAAACAGUUCCAGUUCAAAAAAUAAAGAAAAAAAACAUUAACAAAACGACACUUUAUUGCCAUUUUGAUAUGGUAUGCACUUGUUGCAAUUCUAGCAAACUGAAAAUUAAAGUAUAACAGAAUUGUAAGAGAGACAAAUAAUAAGAAAAAAAAUCGCUACAUCGCCUCUCCUCUGUGUCUUGCGGUCUUGGUAAGGAAACAUGGCGGCGUCCUUCAACAGCACACGGAGCUUGGUGUUACUGAGAGCCAUUGCCCAGUCUGGCACAUUAUGCAGCAGCUCUGGAAGCCGAGCCCUCCAUGUCACUGCGGUGUGCUGCAAGAAUCGAGCAGCUCGUAUCCGUGUGGGGAAAGGAGACAGACCUAUAACCUAUGAGCAAGCUCUUCACCCUCAUCACAUCGGUCACCGCAAAGGAUGGUUGUCCCAGCAUACAAGUAAUCUACAAGGAGAAGGAGGGGCAGCCGAGCGGACGGUGGAGGAUGUCUUCAUAAGACGAUUUGUGUUUGGGACCUUCCAUAGCUGUCUUGCCAAUGAAAUUGUGAUUAAGAGGCGCGGCAACGUGCUCACAGUGUGUGCAUUAAUGCUACAGAAACUACCACCACAUAAGUUUUACUUCUUGAUAGGCUAUUCAGAGUCGUUACUAUCUCAUUUGUACAAAUGUCCUGUCAAACUGGAGAUUCAGACCCUGCAGGAUAAGGUAGUGUACAAGUACCUCUAAUGGAACUGUGUGGUGUGCUGUAGUCUGUACACGGCUCCUGCAUGACUGUUGUACUUAUUAUUCUCUCGAGUGUACACCACCAUGAUAGGCAAGUGGAUUGUGCUCCUGUGCACAACGUUCAAAGGUUGUCACUGAAUUGUCAUUCCUGGUCCUUUUGGAUUUUUCUGUUCUGCAGAAGUAUAUAAUUUAAACCAGUUUUUGCUGCAUAUCUGAUCAAGUUAUCAAACUGUCCUGGCUGUUAAGUUAUAAUUAAAAAGGAGAAGUUUAAUGGAA